CCUAUUUAAUCCCGGCGACUGCAGCAGCGCCGGCUCCCUCCCGGUACCCGCCUCGGCCCCGGGCUUGGAAGCCGCUCCGGGGGCGCCCCUUUGGACAGCGACACCGGCUACCCAGAGCCCCCAGCCCCAGUCCCCGGAGAUCCAGGCUCGCCAGCGCCCAGCCAGGGAGGUGGCCAGGAAGCGCGAUGGGCGCCCCUUCCGCCCUGCCUCUGCUCCUGCUCCUCGCCUGCUCCUGGGCGCCCGGCGGGGCCAAUCUUUCCCAGGACGGCUACUGGCAGGAACAGGAUUUGGAGCUGGGAACUCCGGCUCCACUGGAGGAGGCACUCAGCUCCACAGUCUGGAGCAGCCCUGACCUGCUGGCCAGUCAAGAUAGCCAGCCCUGGACAUCUGAUGAAACAGUAGUGGCUGGUGGCACCGUGGUUCUCAAGUGCCAAGUGAAGGACCAUGAAGACUCAUCUUUACAGUGGUCUAACCCUGCCCAGCAGACUCUAUACUUUGGGGAGAAGAGAGCUCUUCGAGAUAAUCGGAUUCAGCUGGUUAGCUCCACUCCCCAGGAACUCAGCAUCAGUAUCAGCAAUGUGGCGCUGGCAGAUGAGGGCGAGUACACAUGCUCCAUCUUCACUAUGCCUGUGCGAACCGCCAAGUCCCUUGUCACAGUGCUCGGAAUCCCACAGAAACCCAUAAUCACCGGUUAUAAGUCAUCGUUGCGGGAAAAGGAGACAGCCACUCUAAAUUGUCAGUCUUCUGGGAGCAAACCUGCAGCCCAGCUCACCUGGAGGAAAGGUGACCAAGAACUCCAUGGGGACCAAACACGAAUCCAGGAAGAUCCCAACGGGAAAACCUUCACUGUGAGCAGUUCAGUGUCAUUCCAGGUUACCCGGGAGGAUGAUGGAGCAAACAUCGUGUGCUCUGUGAACCAUGAAUCUCUGAAGGGAGCUGACAGAUCCACCUCUCAGCGCAUUGAAGUGUUAUACUCACCAACAGCCUUGAUUAGGCCAGAACCUCCUCAUCCUCGUGAAGGCCAGAAGCUGUUGUUACAUUGUGAGGGGCGUGGCAACCCAGUCCCCCAGGAGUACAUGUGGGUAAAGAAAAGCAGCGAGCCACCCAUCAAGAUGACCCAAGAGAGUGCUCUCAUCUUCCCCUUUUUGAACAAGAGUGACAGUGGCACCUAUGGCUGUACAGCCACCAGCAACAUGGGCAGCCAUACAGCCUACUUUACUCUCACUGUCAGCGACCCCAGUCCAGUGCCCUCGUCCUCCAGUACCUACCAUGCCAUCAUUGGAGGGAUUGUGGCUUUCAUUGUCUUCCUGCUGCUCAUCCUGCUCAUUUUUCUUGGACACUAUUUGAUCCGGCACAAAGGAACCUACCUGACACACGAAGCGAAGGGCUCUGACGACGCCCCAGAUGCGGAUACGGCCAUCAUCAACGCAGAAGGCGGACAGUCAGGCGGGGAUGACAAGAAGGAAUAUUUCAUCUAGGGGCACCCACACACCUCCUGCGCCCCCUAGGGGCCCCGUGGGGACUGCUGGGCCGUCACCAACCUGGACUUGUACAGAGCGACCCCAGGGCCGCCCCUCCCGCUUGCUCCCCAGCCCACCCAGCCCCCUGUACAGAAUGUCUGCUUUGGGUGCGGUUUUGUACUCGGUUUGGAAUGGGGGGGGGGCGGGUGGGAGGGGUGGGUCGCCCUCAGCCCCUUUUGUGGCUUCUCUGCGUUUGGGUUAUUAUUAUUUUUGUAACAAUCCCAAAUCAAAUCAGUCUCCAAGGCUGGAGAGGCGGGGGCCGUUGGGGGUAAGGAGAGCAACGAGUCUGCAAUGUUCAGAGGAGGAAGUUGGGGUGAUUAGAAAUGAAUGAGGAGCAGGGCUGGUUUGCGGGUGGGGGCUUAACACGGCCCUCCUUCCAUUUUCACAGCAGAUGUGGCUCCAAGGAACCUGAGAAUGGAAACAGGGGCUAGUGGUGGCUCUUCCUCUGCCGGCCCUGAACUACAGACAGGGAGACGGGUGUCACACUGACACCUUCUCUUCCAUUACAUAAGAAAGAAAUGAGGAGAGUGUUCGAGAUGUGACCUGGAGGUAGCAUGCAGCCACACAGGGACCCAGGGCCUCACCAUGCUCCUCCCAGAGAGAGUAGAUUUCCAGAGAGGGUGGUGGAAAUGGCCCUGUUCACCCAUUGCCCCUACACCGUGAAUGAAGCUAGGCUCCUUUAACAGACUCUGCCCUUCGGGGACAGUAGAGUUCAGUUUUCUCUCCCAGCUCCAGCAGCUGUGGAAGAGGCAGCGGUGGACCUGAACAUCAUCGUCUGCUGCACCCACCUCGGAGGGGCCCCUCACUCUUACCCAAGCCCCUGGACUGUUGCACGGCAACCGCUCCUCUUAUGGCAUUGCUCGGCAACUCCUCCUCCAACCCUGUGUCACCCCGUGCCCUCUCCGGUUCCCUGUGCCAGCCUUCCUCGGUCCCUCCGCCCUCAGCAGCCAGGCAGACAUGACAACAAAAUUACUAAAAGGAGCUUCGCUGCAGUGAGCUGUUUCCUGCC
This is a messenger RNA of Mastomys coucha (southern multimammate mouse), 2529 nucleotides long. RefSeq names its product cell adhesion molecule 3 (gene Cadm3). Bases 186 to 1478 code for a protein of 430 amino acids. The record is from RefSeq and is a predicted model, not a curated record. Gene Ontology annotation, cellular component: presynaptic membrane. Lineage: Eukaryota; Metazoa; Chordata; Mammalia; Rodentia; Muridae. Gene Ontology annotation, biological process: homophilic cell-cell adhesion. The transcript has 10 exons.